UCGCGGGAUGCUAUUUUUGUCGCAAGCGCGAUUGCCGUUAAAUGUAAUAAUUGGAAAGGUACCCUAAGGCGUUGGAUACCUUGCAUGCGGUCAACGUGCUUACCGUGCAUAGGUUAUAAAUCUUAACAAAUUUGUGGUUCGUACAAACGCGUGUCAAGUUUGUUUUUUGUUCGACAUUUCUUUACAAAUCCGGACUACAAUGACAGUGAACAAGCAAAUGACUAAAGGAUAUAAAGUGUUUUGGAUUCGAUACGGAGAGCCGAACUCAGAGCGGCAUCAGAUAUUCAUAAAGGAGCACUCCUUGAGGAAACAGGAGCCUCAAUACCCAAAGGGACGCACGCUGUUUGUACUAAACAUCUCACCCUACAUCAGCGCUGAUAGUAUUACGAAUGCAUUUGCAGAGAGAUGCGGUCCUGUCAAAUCUGUGACAUUUGCACCAAGGCAUGAAGAAUCUCAAAACGGAUUCAAAGUCUGCUAUAUUGUCUUUGAAAAAGAAUCUGGCUUAGACAAAGCUUUAUUAUUGCCUGAAAAUUAUGUCUUAUUGUUGAAAUCUACAGAAGAUUCUACUACCGGUAUUAUAAAAUGGUGCAAGCAGUAUAACAACUCUGUAUGUGAUGAGGAAAAGACUCAAAAAGAAAUCGAGGAAUAUAUGCAUGGCUACGACCAGCGUGUAGCUAAUAGAUUAAUGGAAGCGAGCGCAAAAGCAGAGAAUAGAGGGAAUCCAGAUGGGUGGACUGUUGUCACUGGUACAAAAAAGCGAGGUCAACGCGCAUUGUUACGAAAAGAAUCAGCCAUCGGAAAGGUUCGACAAAAACAGGCGAAGAGCAAUGAAAAGAAGCAGCUACUUAACUUCUACACCUUCCAAAUUCGUGAAUCGAAAAAACAAAAUUUAGCAGAGCUGCGCAAAAAAUUCGAGCAAGAUAAAGAGAAGUUGCAACAGCUCAAAAUUAAGAGAACUUUUAAACCGUUUUAAGUGAAUUUUUGGCACUGAGUGCUAUACAAAUUGUGAAUAAAUUUAUGCUACAAAUUAA
Messenger RNA from Neodiprion fabricii, 1031 nucleotides. Its product is annotated as ribosomal RNA-processing protein 7 homolog A. The transcript has 4 exons. NCBI's taxonomy places the organism in Eukaryota, Metazoa, Arthropoda, Insecta, Hymenoptera, Diprionidae. Gene Ontology annotation, molecular function: RNA binding. Gene Ontology annotation, biological process: rRNA processing; ribosomal small subunit assembly. The coding region runs from base 200 to 973 and encodes 257 amino acids. Gene Ontology annotation, cellular component: UTP-C complex; CURI complex. The record is from RefSeq and is a predicted model, not a curated record.